Salvia hispanica is the source of this 1511-nucleotide messenger RNA. RefSeq names its product U-box domain-containing protein 26-like. Lineage: Eukaryota; Viridiplantae; Streptophyta; Magnoliopsida; Lamiales; Lamiaceae. Gene Ontology annotation, biological process: protein ubiquitination. Gene Ontology annotation, molecular function: ubiquitin protein ligase activity. The record is from RefSeq and is a predicted model, not a curated record.
AUAUUCCGGCCAUUUUUCUGUUUCUUUAUGCCUGUUGUCUUCUCCAAAUUCUCAUCACGCCGUCCCCACCUCAGACAACUCCAUCACUUUCUCUCUCAUCCUUUUCUCUUGCCAUCUAAUUAACUAGCUCAUCCCACUACAACAUGCCAUGCUUCCUUGUUUCUAUCCCACUUCAUAUUCCACUUCUUCCUCUCAUGUAACUCUCUUUUCUUCAUUUUUAUAGAUGAAGUGUGAGGAAAUCAGCAUCCCUCCCUACUUCAGGUGCCCUAUAAGCCUCGACUUGUUCGAGGAUCCAGUCACUCUUUGGACCGGCCAAACCUACGACCGAUCAUGCAUCGAGAGAUGGCUAGCUGCCGGGAAUUCAACGUGCCCCGUCACAAUGCAGAAGCUCGUAGACUCCUCCAUGGUGCCGAACCACACGCUUCGCCAUUUGAUCCAAGAAUGGCUCCACUCCCACGGCUACUCUCUCGAUGACUGGGCUCACCCGGUUGCUAGGAUCAAGCAGAUCAUCGAGUCGGAUGAGUUUGAUUCGGAGACUAAGAUCACUGCCUUGGAAGACCUCCAUUCCCUCUCCCAAGACCUCCCUCACAAGAACUCUUGCUUGAUCACCUUCGGCUUCUUCGAGAUUCUGGUUUUUCAAAUAUUCAAGAAUGUGGGGAGGAGUGGUAGUUUGAUGCUUGUUGAAAAAGCUCUAUCGUCUGCUCUGAAUCUAAUGCCAUUUAGCGAGCUGGGGUCGUUGAAUAUAUUAAAACAAGACGAUAACUAUACAGUGAUGCUCUCUUUACUCGAAGAAAGCUCUGUAUUCAUCAAGAAUGGGCUGUGCCUUGUGAUCGAGGCAAUCUCAAGGGAGAGAAAGAUGAAGCCUCUCUGCGAGAAGCUCGGGAAUUCAGACAGAAUCGUUCGAGCAAUAGUGGAUAUGGUUAAGCAGCACGACUCCGAGGAGGCUAUCAGAGCGGUUUCAGCACUCUCUUUGUUGGAGUCGAACCGAGGGAACAUUGUGAGGCAUGGCGCGGUGGAAGGGCUCGUGGCGUGUUUGUCGAGCGCAGAGGCGCAGAGGAGAAGCGCGGCGGUGGGGGCGAUUGAGAAGCUUGUGGCGGAGAGGGGUGGGAGAGAGGCGGUGGUGAAGCAUCCAUGGGGGUUGAGGGGGGUGGUGAAGAUGGUGUUCAAAGUGUGUGAGCAUGAAGGGAGUGAGAGUGCGGUGAAUACGCUGUUGGUGUUGUGUGCGGAGAGCGAGGGGGCGAGGGAGAGGGCGAUUGGGGAAGGAGUGUUGACGCAGUUGCUGCUGCUGCUGCAGAGCCAGACCGGUUCGAGGACGAAAGCUAAGGCCAGGCUGCUGCUCAAGUUGCUAAGAUCCAAAUCAUCUGUCUUGUAGUAACUUGUCAUGUUUCCUGGUCUUGCCUUGUGUUGGGUUAUGCUUUUGUGCGGUGAGAAUGUAAUUUUGUAUCACCCAAUAUUUUGGUGCAAGUUGAAAUAUGGAUAGGAAUUGAUUGCUCCGAACUUCAUUCUUUUUA